GCGAGUGCAAAUGCUGUCCACAGUACGCUCGACCUUACCACGCUCUUUGCGUGCAGGUGCUCCUUUAGCACGCAUCCACAGCGCUGCCACACCUCUCCUCGCCAAGUCGCUCUCGCGUCCGACUCCCGUUCAAGCUCGUUCGACAGCAAUUCUCAGGACCAGCCUAGGCAUACGCACGAUGUCUCACCACGCAGAUGCUGCGGAGAGUGCCGUACGCCCCGAGCCCGACCAGGUGCUCCAGGACAUCGCCGAUUACGUGCACAGCUACAAUAUCGACUCUGAGCUGGCAUUUGAGACAGCGAGGCUCUGUCUGAUCGAUACCAUAGGAUGCGGUCUCGAGGGCAUGCGGUUUGAAGCCUGCGCACGUUUGAUGGGCCCGGUGGUCGAGGGUACAGUCGUGCCGCACGGCACCAAAAUCCCUGGAACUAACUUCCAGGUUGACCCCAUCCGUGGCGCGUUUAACAUUGGUACUCAAAUUCGAUGGCUCGACUUCAAUGACUGCUGGCUCGCAGCCGAGUGGGGACAUCCUUCGGACAAUUUGGGUGCCAUCCUGGCCGUCGCUGAUCACCUCGCGCGCAAGGGCCAGCCUCUAACCGUCCGCGAUGUGCUCGAGUCCAUGAUCAAAGCUCAUGAAAUCCAGGGUCAGCUCGCCCUUCUGAACUCGUUCAAUCGGGUUGGCCUUGAUCAUGUCGUCUUGGUCAAGGUGGCUAGCACCGCCGUCGUAUCCAAGCUCUUGGGCCUUGACCGUGUGCAGACUAUCGAUGCCGUUUCCCAGGCGUGGGUAGAUGGCCAGUCUUUGCGGACAUACCGCCAUGCCCCGAACACCCAAUCGCGCAAGUCAUGGGCCGCCGGCGAUGCCUGUUCCCGUGCAGUCAAUUUGGCUUAUCUAGUUAAGAAGGGAGAGAAGGGCAUGCCGUCCGUCCUCACCGCGAAAACAUGGGGCUUCUAUGACGUACUCUUCAAGGGCAAGCCGUUUGAAUUCGCGAUGCCUUACACAUCGUACAUCAUGGAGAACGUGCUUUUCAAGAUCUCGUAUCCGGCCGAGUUCCACGCUCAGACGGCCGUCGAAGCCGCACAUAUACUCCAUGCGAAGCUCAAGGAGAUGGGCAAGAGCUCUGACGACAUCAAAAGUAUCCGUAUUCGUACACAAGAGGCUGCCAUGCGCAUUAUCAAUAAGAAGGGGCAUUUGGACAACUUUGCCGAUCGAGACCACGAUAUUAACUACAUGGUUGCGUUCCCGCUCAUCUUCGGCGAACUCACAUCUGAAUCUUACAUGGAUACGGCGGCCGCGGAUCCACGGAUCGAUGCGCUGCGUGCGAAAAUCACCUGCGUCGAGGAGAAGCAGUACAGUAUUGACUACCACGAGCCCUCGAAGCGCUCCAUCUCAAAUGCCAUUACCGUCGAACUCAACGACGGCUCUGUCCUGCCCGAAGUCGAGGUCGAGUACCCCGUUGGACACAAGCGCCGCCGUGCUGAGGGCACGCCCCUCCUGCUUGCUAAGUUCAAGAGGCAUAUCUCUGCCCACUUCGAUGGGGCUCAGCAGAAGAAGAUUUUGGACACCGUCAACGACGCGGCUUCCUUUGCUAAGCUCCCCAUUGAUAAGUUCACUGACCUCUUCGUCAAGGCGUAAAUCAUGUGGUGUAGUGAGACUUUGGACGGUGAUAGGAUCGUUGCCGGAGUGCGAUUUUCGUCGUUCGACGAUCCUGUACUGUUGUUACGAGACAUUUCUUU
Messenger RNA from Phanerochaete carnosa HHB-10118-sp, 1731 nucleotides. RefSeq lists its product as uncharacterized. Gene Ontology annotation, cellular component: mitochondrion. Gene Ontology annotation, molecular function: 2 iron, 2 sulfur cluster binding; 2-methylcitrate dehydratase activity. NCBI's taxonomy places the organism in Eukaryota, Fungi, Basidiomycota, Agaricomycetes, Polyporales, Phanerochaetaceae. Bases 11 to 1630 code for a protein of 539 amino acids. The transcript has 6 exons. The record is from RefSeq and is a predicted model, not a curated record.